This is a messenger RNA of Serpula lacrymans var. lacrymans S7.9, 396 nucleotides long. RefSeq lists its product as uncharacterized. The record is from RefSeq and is a predicted model, not a curated record. The transcript is spliced from 2 exons. Bases 1 to 396 code for a protein of 131 amino acids. Lineage: Eukaryota; Fungi; Basidiomycota; Agaricomycetes; Boletales; Serpulaceae.
AUGGCCUUGAAGAUUGAUGGCUACAUUACCUCAGACAUUGGAGGACUUCUCAAGAUCUCUGGUGGGCGGAAGAGCACACAAAUCAAGUCCGAGAUCUGUGAUCUCAUCAAAACAGGACUUUGCAAUAUACUACAACAGGAACGUGGCUACAACGAUAAAGACCUCCCUCUCAUGAACUAUGCCAACUACAAGAAGCUCGUCUGUGAUCAUGGCAUUGAGCUCGUCGGAUGGACUGAGAGAAAAGUGGUUAACCCGGGACAAAUACAAACCACUCCAGCAUUGGCUUAUCUACUGGAUGCGCUCCAGAAUGGAACUUGCUUCUGGAAGGUGCUUAGUGAAGCCGAGUGGGAAAAUAAAAGAAAGGAAAGGCUCACAGGAGCAGGAGAGAAAGCAUGA